AUGUCUGAAGGAAAAUUAGAGAACCCUGAACAAGACUUUACGCAACUUGUUGAUAAACAGUUACCAGAAACUGAGACAUUGGCCACGCAAGGGCUUCUUUCAGAAGCUUUAGAACAGUUAUUGGGACUUGAAAAGCAAACACGUCAGGCAGCUGAUUUAGCUUCUUCUACUCGUGUAUUAGUUCACAUUGUUAAAUUAUGUUAUCAGGCAAGGGACUGGAAAUUAUUAAAUGAAUAUGUAAUAUUACUCUCAAAGAAGCAUGGACAAUUGAAACAGGCAAUCACAAAAAUGGUUCAAGAAGUCAUGACUUAUCUUGAUGAUACACCAGAUAAACCAACAAAACUAGAGUUAAUCGAUACUUUGCGUACAGUUACUGAAGGAAAAAUCAGAGAGGAAGACGGCAAAAUUAAUGAGGCUGCUGAUAUUUUACAAGAAUUGCAGGUUUUUUAA
This is a messenger RNA of Entrophospora sp. SA101, 450 nucleotides long. The record is from the annotation of a GenBank genome assembly. NCBI's taxonomy places the organism in Eukaryota, Fungi, Glomeromycota, Glomeromycetes, Entrophosporales, Entrophosporaceae.